Bacidia gigantensis is the source of this 756-nucleotide messenger RNA. RefSeq lists its product as uncharacterized. The transcript is spliced from 3 exons. The coding region runs from base 1 to 756 and encodes 251 amino acids. NCBI's taxonomy places the organism in Eukaryota, Fungi, Ascomycota, Lecanoromycetes, Lecanorales, Ramalinaceae. The record is from RefSeq and is a predicted model, not a curated record.
AUGUAUUCAUCAUAUCUCACCUGCAUUGCCGUCAUCGCAACCAUAUGUCUCAAUGGCGUGCUUGCUGCCCCCAGAGCCGAGCCUCCGACACGCAUAAUUCAUCGCCAGGAUGAUACUGAAAGCUCAGCCACUGAUCUCGCUUCUACAGCGACCGCAACAAGUGGCAGUAGCGCAGGUGGCGUCUCCAGUUACAAGAAAACCUCUGGCAAGACUUACAGCGGCAACCCUUGGCAGGGAAAGAAUUUUGACCUCGCAUCCUUGUGUAAAACCAGUUCCGCUUCGGUUGACAACACGCUCCUUGGGAGUAAGAAGUUAAAGACCGAUUCAACGACCACGGGCGAUGAUACUACCAAUAAUGACGACACCCAAGAGCUCGGGACCUCAUCGACUGCCACGUCCAGUACUACUGCGGCCACGGCAACUUCUACUGACGAGACGCUCGCGCAACGACGUCGCUCGGUUUCAGAUGCUCAUUUGUUAGAAGCUAGGUCUCUGCAAAAUCGUGCAGAUCGGGCCCAGGCCAAUGAGAUUUUGAGAAAUAGAGACCUCCAACCCCGUCACAUGAAUUGGCUGAUGAACAACCCGGACAUGCUCGCGAUGAUCUGUUCACACAUGCAGGGCAAGACCAAGACAACCGACACAACCGACACAACCGACACAACUGACAUGACAGGGGAGCAAGCAACGACUGCUACUACAAGCGUGCCAACCUCCACAAGCUCGGCAUCUGUUCAGAAGCGUAAUGCUCUGAUCUGA